Messenger RNA from Emys orbicularis (European pond turtle), 3654 nucleotides. RefSeq names its product astrotactin 1 (gene ASTN1). The transcript has 22 exons. Lineage: Eukaryota; Metazoa; Chordata; Testudines; Emydidae. Gene Ontology annotation, molecular function: protein binding. The record is from RefSeq and is a predicted model, not a curated record. Gene Ontology annotation, cellular component: endosome; membrane. The coding region runs from base 1 to 3654 and encodes 1217 amino acids. Gene Ontology annotation, biological process: neuron cell-cell adhesion; neuron migration.
AUGGCUUUAGCCCGGCUCUGCGCCCUGCUUGCCUGCUGCUGCUGGCUCCCGGCUGCCGCUGCCGGGGCCGCGGAGGCGGACGGGGACCCGUCCAAGGAGCUGGAGUGCAAGCUCAAGAGCAUCACGGUGUCGGCGCUGCCCUUCCUGCGGGAGAACGACCUGAGCAUCAUGCACAGCCCCUCGGCCUCGGAGCCCAAGCUGCUCUUCUCGGUGCGCAACGACUUCCCCGGGGAGAUGGUGGUGGUGGAUGAUUUGGAGAACACCGAGCUGCCCUACUUUGUGCUGGAGAUCUCGGGGAACACAGAGGACAUUCCCCUGGUGCGUUGGAGGCAGCAGUGGCUGGAGAACGGCACGUUGCUCUUCCACAUCCACCACCAAGACGGCACCCCCAGCCUGCCUGGUGCUGACCCCACCGAAGAGCCCCAGACUGAGUCAGCGGAAGAGGAGCUAAGGAUCCUCCACAUCUCCGUCAUGGGGGGCAUGAUUGCCCUGCUGCUCUCCAUCCUGUGCCUGGUGAUGAUCCUCUACACCCGCCGGCGUUGGUGCAAGCGGCGCCGGGUGCCACAGCCCCAGAAGAGUGCCAGCGCGGAGGCGGCCAACGAAAUCCACUACAUCCCCUCGGUCCUGAUUGGGGGUCACGGACGGGAGAGCCUGCGCAACGCCCGCGUGCAAGGCCACAACUCCAGCGGCACGCUGAGCAUCCGCGAGACCCCCAUCCUGGACGGCUAUGAGUACGACAUCACUGACCUGCGUCACCACCUGCAGCGCGAGUGCAUGAACGGCGGGGAGGACUUCGCUAGCCAGGUCACCAGGACGUUGGAUUCGCUGCAGGGCUGCAAUGAGAAGUCUGGCAUGGAUCUCACACCAGGAAGCGACAAUGCCAAGCUGUCCUUGAUGAACAAGUACAAGGAUAACAUCAUCGCUACCAGCCCCGUGGACUCCAACCACCAGCAGGCUACCCUGUUGUCUCACACCUCCAGUAGCCAGCGGAAGCGGAUCAAUAACAAAGCACGAGCUGGCUCAGCGUUUCUGAACCCUGAAGGAGAUUCUGGGACAGAGGCUGACAACGACCCCCAGCUAACGUUUUAUACAGACCCAUCCCGGAGCAGGCGGCGCAGCAGAGUGGGCUCGCCGAGAAGUCCCGUCAACAAGACCACGCUGACCCUGAUCAGCAUCACCAGCUGUGUGAUCAGCCUGGUGUGCUCAUCCCACAUGAGCUGCCCGCUCAUCGUCAAGAUCACCCUGCACGUCCCGGAGCACCUCAUUGCCGAUGGGAGCCGCUUUAUCCUGCUGGAAGGCAGCCAACUGGAUGCCAGCGACUGGCUAAACCCUGCCCAGGUCGUCCUGUUCUCCCAACAGAACUCCAGCGGGCCCUGGGCACUGGACCUCUGUGCCCGACGACUUCUUGACCCGUGUGAACACCAGUGUGAUCCAGAAACCGGUGAGUGCCUUUGCUAUGAGGGUUACAUGAAGGACCCGGUGCACAAGCAUCUCUGCAUCCGGAACGAGUGGGGCACGAACCAGGGGCCGUGGCCAUAUACAAUAUUCCAGCGUGGAUUUGACUUGGUGCUGGGAGAGCAGCCUUCUGAUAAGAUCUUUAGGUUCACCUACACCCUGGGGGAAGGGAUGUGGCUGCCACUGAGUAAGAGCUUUGUGAUCCCGCCGGCCGAACUGGCCAUCAACCCCUCAGCCAAGUGCAAAACGGAUAUGACGGUGAUGGAGGAUGCGGUGGAGGUCAGGGAAGAACUGAUGACUUCCUCCUCCUUUGAUAGCCUGGAGGUUCUCUUAGACUCCUUUGGACCGGUUCGGGACUGCUCCAAGGACAACGGGGGCUGCAGCAAGAAUUUCCGCUGCAUCUCGGACCGCAAAUUGGACUCCUCCGGUUGUGUGUGCCCAGCAGGUCUCAGCCCUAUGAAGGAUGGCACCGGCUGCUAUGACCGCCACGUUGGGGUGGACUGUUCGGAUGGGUUCAAUGGUGGCUGCGAGCAGCUGUGUCUCCAGCAGAUGGUGCCUCUGCUGGAAGAUCCCUCUCUGUACAAUAUCCUCAUGUUCUGUGGGUGCAUUGAGGAUUACAAACUUGGAGUGGAUGGGCGGUCAUGCCAGCUGAUCUCGGAGUCCUGUCCAAAGGGAGGUGACUGCGGGGAGAGCCGGGAGCUGCCCAUGAAUCAGACUCUGUUUGGGGAAAUAUUCUACGGGUACAACAACCACUCCAGGGAGGUUGCAGCUGGACAAGUGCUGAAAGGGACCUUCAGGCAGAACAACUUCGCCCGGGGCUUGGAGCAGCAGCUUCCAGAUGGCCUGGUGGUGGCCACUGUCCCGCUGGAGAACCAGUGCCAGGAGCAGAUCUCUGAGCCCACGCCCGAUCCAGGCUUUCUGACUGGGAUGGUGAAUUUCAGCGAGGUGUCUGGAUACCCAUUGCUGCAGCACUGGAAGGUGCGUUCCGUCAUGUACCACGUCCGGCUCAACCAGCUGACCAUCUCCCAGUCUUUCAGCAAUGCCCUCCACUCUCUCGAUGGAGCCACCUCCCGAGGCGAUUUCGUGGCCCUGCUAGACCAGUUUGGCAACCACUACAUCCAGGAGGCAGUCUAUGGCUUUGAGGAAUCCUGCUCCAUCUGGUAUCCCAAUAAGCAGGUCCAGCGGCAGCUCUGGCUGGAGUACGAAGACAUAAGCAAAGGCAAUUCCCCCUCUGACGAGUCCGAGGAGCGAGAGCGGGACCCCAAGGUUCUCACCUUCCCCGAAUACAUCGCCAGUCUGUCGGAGUCGGGCACCAAGCGGAUGGCAGCUGGAGUCCGCAUGGAUUGCCAGAGCAGAGGCCGCUGCCCCUCCUCAUGCCCGCUUUGCCAUGUGACUUCGAGCCCAGACACGCCAGCCGAGCCAAUUCUGCUGGAGGUCACCAAAGCAGCGCCCAUUUAUGAGCUGGUCACCAACAACCAAACCCAGAGGCUGUUGCAGGAGGCCACCAUGAGCACCCUGUGGUGUUCCGGGAGUGGGGAUGUCAUUGAAGACUGGUGCCGGUGCGACUCGAGUGCUUUUGGCGCCGACGGGCUCCCAACCUGCGCACCCCUCCCACACCCGGUGCUGCGGCUCUCCACGGUGCACGAGCCGAGCAGCACCUUGGUGGUGUUGGAAUGGGAGCACUCAGAGCCGCCAAUCGGAGUGCAGAUCGUCGAUUACCUCAUCCGUCAGGAGAAGAUCACCGACCGAAUGGAUCAUUCCAAAGUGGAGACCGAGACGGUGCUGAGUUUGGUGGAUGACAUCAUCUCCGGAGCCAAAUCCCCCUGCGCGAUGCCGGCACAAGUACCCGACAAGCUGUCCACCACCAUCUCCUUGAUCAUUCGCUGCCUGGAGCCUGACACCACCUACACGUUCACGCUUUGGGGAGUUGAUAACACGGGGAGACGCUCCAGGUCAAGUGAUGUGACGGUCAAGACCCCAUGCCCAGUGGUAGAUGAUGUGAAGGCUCAAGAAAUAGCAGACAAGAUCUACAAUCUCUUCAAUGGCUACACCAGCGGCAAGGAGCAGCAGACAGCUUACAACACUCUGCUGGACCUGGGCUCGCCCAGCCUGCACCGGGUCCUCUACCACUACAACCAGCACUACGAGAGCUUCGGGGAGUUCACCUGGCGGUGUGAAGAUGAAUUAGGACCCAGGUAA